GAGGUGGUGCGGCUGGGCCCAGCUGCGGGGCGGAGGCGGAGGCGAGGCCUGCGGCGGCAGGAGCGGCCGGGGCCGGGAGCGGGCGCCGGAUCUGAGCCGAGCCGGAGCGGGCGGCGAAGGCCGGCGCGGCGAGCAGCAACCAUGUCGGUGUUUGGGAAACUGUUCGGGGCUGGAGGGGGUAAGGCCGGCAAGGGCGGCCCGACCCCCCAGGAGGCCAUCCAGCGGCUGCGGGACACGGAGGAGAUGCUAAGCAAGAAGCAGGAGUUCCUGGAGAAGAAAAUCGAGCAGGAGCUGACGGCUGCCAAGAAGCACGGCACCAAAAACAAGCGCGCGGCCCUCCAGGCUCUGAAGCGCAAGAAGAGGUAUGAGAAGCAGCUGGCACAGAUCGACGGUACGCUGUCCACCAUCGAGUUCCAGCGGGAGGCCCUGGAGAAUGCCAACACCAACACCGAGGUGCUCAAGAACAUGGGCUACGCCGCCAAGGCCAUGAAGGCAGCCCACGACAACAUGGACAUCGAUAAAGUCGAUGAGCUAAUGCAGGACAUUGCUGACCAGCAAGAACUUGCAGAGGAGAUUUCCACAGCUAUUUCCAAACCUGUAGGCUUUGGAGAAGAGUUUGACGAGGAUGAACUCAUGGCUGAAUUGGAAGAACUAGAACAGGAGGAGCUAGACAAGAAUUUGCUGGAAAUCAGUGGACCCGAAACAGUCCCUCUACCAAAUGUUCCUUCUAUAGCCCUACCGUCAAAACCCACCAAGAAGAAGGAAGAGGAAGACGACGACAUGAAGGAAUUGGAGAACUGGGCCGGAUCCAUGUAACUGGUCCAGCACGGCUGGGCCCAGACAGACUCUGGUGGCCUGCACAGCGGGCAGGCGUGUGCGUGUGCGGGGCAGGUACAACGUGGUGCAGGCCGGCUCCACCGUUCUCGAAUCUCACUCCAAAGCAGUAGGGCCGCAUCACUGCUUACUCUCGCAUCGCAUGGCCUGCACCCUGUGGGACGGGUGGGGGAGGGGGGCGGGCGGGUGGGAGGUGCCUGCUGUUUAUAAUGUUGAAUUUCUGUAAAAUAAACUGUAUUUGCAAAUCCAACAUUGAGCUUCUGGACUGCGCUAACCCCACUGCUGAAUCCUCCACGGAAAGGGUUGCGUGUUGACGGCGCAGUGAGCUGUAAGCGCAGCCUCUGUCCUCAAGUCAGGUGACUCGUCGCGCAUCUGUAAGACUUGUAUGGUAAUGGCAGAAACGUCGUGUUUUCAAAGCCAUAGGCUUUUCUCUGUCCUCAGCUGUAAUAACAGAUUUGGGUUUCCUUGAGAGCUGUAUUCCUGUCUAUCCCCCAUGUGCUGGCCCCUGUGUUUUCCGCUCCAGCCCACUCCUCACUCCCUCUCCCCCUGUCUUUUGGAGUUUGUGACACUUGAUUCGAAAUGGGUGGUGUUCUCUUGAGAGCAAGUGAGAUUGUUCGCAUUAAAUUCCAGCUAUACAGUUUUCUAAUCUAGCUCUAUGUUCUGCAUUGCUGUUUGUGAUAACUGAUAGAUAACUCAUUGGAAACAUGUGCAUACAUUUAUAUUCAGAUGAAAUUAUGGUUUGCACUGUCUAUUAAAUAUCUCGAUUAAUUUUCA
Messenger RNA from Oryctolagus cuniculus (rabbit), 1608 nucleotides. RefSeq names its product charged multivesicular body protein 4B (gene CHMP4B). Lineage: Eukaryota; Metazoa; Chordata; Mammalia; Lagomorpha; Leporidae. Gene Ontology annotation, cellular component: cytoplasmic side of plasma membrane; ESCRT III complex; multivesicular body. The record is from RefSeq and is a predicted model, not a curated record. Gene Ontology annotation, biological process: vesicle budding from membrane; late endosome to vacuole transport via multivesicular body sorting pathway.